Molecule: messenger RNA, 2841 nt
Organism: Helobdella robusta
Lineage: Eukaryota; Metazoa; Annelida; Clitellata; Rhynchobdellida; Glossiphoniidae
Exons: 4
Coding region: 1-2841 (946 amino acids)
Source: RefSeq, a predicted model, not a curated record
AUGGAUUGCUUGUUUACGGUCUGUGUCCGAGAGUUGGGAAACUGUUUGCAAUCGAACCAAGUAACUGCAGUGAAGAAACAGGCACUCUAUCCGUUGAGCUAUCAUGAAAUUAAAUUACACCUAUGUAUAUUAAAAACUACAGAGAAAAACAACAACAGCAUCUACAUCAACCACAACAACAUCAACAGCAACAACAGCAACAACAACUUCUACAACAACAUCAUCAACUGCGACAUCAACAGCAUCGACAACAACAUCAACAUAAGCACCAAUAACACCUCAAAUAUUGUUAACAACAAAAAUGACAUUAACACAAAUAAUAACAUCAAAAACAUUAACAGUUUCGAACUAAGUAAAAGAACUAUAAUCAAAAACGACAUUGACAACAACAUUAGUGAAUUGUCUUUACCAUCCCCAUCAUCAUCGCCAUCUUCAUCUUCGUCAUCGUCACCAAACGACAAAAAGAUGAUUGAACUGACGGAAGACAUAGUGAAUUUAAUAUUGAAUGACGCCAGUACUCGUACGACACACGCCCUUUCAACAUUCAAGCCGAAAAAUAUCUACCGCUACAACCCAGCUUCCACUACUAACAUGGAAGCAUUAACAACCACAUCAAUUACAUCAACAUGUGACAUCGCAUUAGCAAAAACAUCAAUUUUCGAUAACAUCAACGUUCAAAAUAGCACUAUAACAUCGCGUCUUAGUAUUAAUGACAAUGACAUCAGCAACAACAACAACAACAUCAACAACAACACUAACACAAAUGACAUUAACGAAAUGAACAACACUUCAUUAGUUGAGUCAUCAAUUAACACAAUUCUUGAUAUAAUUGACAACAUCAAGACAACAACUACAGACUCUGAUGAUAAUAACAACAACAUCGUUGUUGACAAGAACAACAACAACAAAGACAUCAUAGAGAACAUUAAUGUUAUUAAUGACACUAAUUUUGACGUUAAUAAUAACACACCAAUAAUUAAAAAUAAUAUAAAUUACAAUGACAGUAACAAUAUAAACAAAAAUUAUGACACCAACGACAACAACAACAACAACACAGAUUACAUGAACUAUCUCAUCAAUAAUGAAAACAACAAUCUCACUAUGACCAACAACAACAACAAUAACAACAACAAUAAUAACAACAACAACAAUAACAACAACAGCAACAACAGUAACAUUCAUAUCCUUAACCUCAACAAAAUCAACACCAACAAAAACUUAAUGAGUCAGAAUCACAUCAAUACCUCUAGCAAAGACGACAUUAAUGUCAAUAAUCCUAACAUCAAUGAAAAUAACACUGACAGCGACAACGUUAUAAAUAACAAGACUAUUAAGCUAGGCAACAAUAUUAAAAACAAUAACAAUGUCAUCACCAAAAACAAUAACAUCGAUAAUAAUAUCAACAACAACACCAACAACAACAUUAUGACCAUAAAUUCCCAACUCGUCACCUGCUUUCAACAUCAAGCAGAUGAGCAUAUAUAUUGCAACCCAUUCCUUAAAGAUGAUGAAGAUGACGAAGAUGAUGACCACGAUGAAAACAGUAAAAGUUCAGAUGAUUACAUGAUGACUAGAUACACUGACAAUGACAUCAAAAACAUCAACAACAACACCACCACCAACAAUAACAACAACGUAGCAGCGAGCAAGGUAGAUAUUGUUGUCACGAAUAAUGAAAAUGAUUUAAAAAGCGUCAACACCUCAAUAGCAUUACACCUUUUCACGCUCAAUAAAGCCCAGCUUAACAAUAACAACAACAACGUCAACAACAACAACAAAAUAAAAUCUAACAACGGAAAUAAUAAAAACAACAACAAAAAUAACAUCAACAAUAACACCGACAGCAGCUUUCAACAACCACAACAUCAUAAACAAGAAUUUCAUUUCAAAGCGCAGAAAAAAGGAAAAAUUGAGAAGCUGGUGAAACAAGGUACCAAAAAUUACCCAUCCUAUCUCAAACUUAUCUACACAGGCGAUAGUGAACAUUCUAGUGAAGACGAAACGCUAAAAUACAACAACAACAACAACAGCAACAACAAAAACAACAACCUUCGAAAUCCUUCAAACGCCCAGCAAGCCCUCGCGCUGAUGAUGAAAAGUGAGAGUUGCAUGGAAAUCAAAGCCAGUGAUGGCGCAACGAAAGAGGAAGAUUCCAAAUUUGAAGUCAGAAAACCGAAAUCUGGUUGCGAGAUAAACGCGCCUACCCCUCGUGGCAUAUACGAACGCAUCUCCUUAUUUAUUGAUGAUGAAGAUGAGGAGCAAGACGCUGGAGAUGUUUUCGACGCAAGAGAUAAUGCAGUUGUUCUGCGUGGAGAGGUUGAUGACGACAUGGACGUGAUUAAAAAAAUUGAUGAAGUCGUUAAUGAGGUCGUGAAAUUUGACGCUGUUGUCAACUGCAGCAACAACAUCAGCAGCAGCAGUGGCGGUGGUAGCCACAGUAACGACAUCAACGUUGACGCUUGCAACGAUAACAUUAAAAGCGACUCAAAACUUUUCUUCAACAAUCGCGAACUUUUCAACGCUGGAAACAGUACAAACAAACAAAAAUUAAGCAACAACAACAACAUUAAUGAUAACAUUAAAAACAUCAAAAACAGCAACAACAGACAAUCUAGCAUUAGCAAACCAAACAACGGCAACAAUGAAGAGGAAGAUGAUGACGAUGAUGACGUAAGCAUCAAUGAUAGAGAGAAGGAGAACCUGCUCAGAAAAAAGAGUAAAUCACUGCAAAUCAUAAAACGCCGUAACCACGGUGAUGACAACGACUGUGAGGACGACAACGACGAGUAUGAUGAUAGUAACGAUGAACUUAACAGGAACGAGUCUGUUGAGGAUGGUUAG